Messenger RNA from Vespa crabro (European hornet), 1077 nucleotides. It is a transcript of the gene Miox, whose product is annotated as inositol oxygenase. Gene Ontology annotation, molecular function: iron ion binding; inositol oxygenase activity. The record is from RefSeq and is a predicted model, not a curated record. Gene Ontology annotation, cellular component: cytoplasm. The transcript is spliced from 6 exons. The coding region runs from base 137 to 1024 and encodes 295 amino acids. Lineage: Eukaryota; Metazoa; Arthropoda; Insecta; Hymenoptera; Vespidae. Gene Ontology annotation, biological process: inositol catabolic process.
ACCUAGGGUCAAAGGGGGGAAUUGUCUGAGAUUUAUAAGUUAACUCUGUUAGAUUGAACGGGUCAGUCAGUGUUGUAUAUCCAAAGAGCAAACAUAUCAAGGAUCCAAGUUAUUUCAUAAGAAAACAUUUUUCAAUAUGUCUGCCAAAAUGAUGUUACGUGACCAGGUUACUUCGAUUAUUGAUCCCUCGGAAAAGCUUCGACCGGAGCCAGUAUACGAUGGAAAAUUGAAAAGUAAUUUUAGAAACUAUAUCAUAGAUCCAACAGAUGAGAUCAAGGAACGUGUACGCAAGACUUACGAGAACAUGCAUACUAAUCAAACGGUCGAGUUUGUGCGUUCUCGUAUGAAAGAAUGGCUACAAUUCAACAAAGCCAGAUUGACGAUUAAAGAUGCUCUUAUCAAAUUAAAUGAUCUAAUCGAUGAAAGCGAUCCAGACACAAAUUUACCGAAUAUCGUUCAUGCUUUUCAAACGGCCGAAUCUAUAAGAAAAGAUCAUCCUGAUUUAGAUUGGUUCCAUUUAACUGGACUGAUACAUGAUUUAGGAAAGAUUAUGGCGUUCUAUGGGGAACCACAAUGGGCUGUUGUGGGUGAUACAUUUCCUGUUGGUUGUGCAUGGGCUGAUUCAAUAGUCUACAGGGACACAAGUUUUGAGAAUAAUCCUGAUGGCAAAGAUUCUCGUUACAAUACAAAAUAUGGAAUAUACGAACCUCAAUGUGGUAUAGACAAUUUAAUGAUGUCCUGGGGUCAUGACGAAUAUCUUUAUCGUGUUAUGGUUCAUAAUAAUUGUAAAUUACCUAAGGAAGCACUUGCUAUGAUUCGUUAUCAUUCGUUUUACCCCUGGCACGCUGGUGGUGAUUACAUGCACUUUUGCACACAGAACGAUUUGGAUAAACUGAAAUGGAUCAUUGAAUUCAAUAAAUACGAUUUAUAUACAAAAAGUGCCGGCGUACCGGAUAUUGAGAAAUUAUGGCCUUAUUAUGAGAAAUUGAUCGACAAAUAUAUUCCUGGGACGUUAGAAUGGUGAAUCGGAGAAUAAUUGAAAAAAAAAAAAAAAUGACACGAGCUACACUUAAUGAA